Messenger RNA from Eruca vesicaria subsp. sativa (arugula), 856 nucleotides. The record is from the annotation of a GenBank genome assembly. Lineage: Eukaryota; Viridiplantae; Streptophyta; Magnoliopsida; Brassicales; Brassicaceae.
CUUUGAUCUUCCCCCACUGAAUCGCUCACCCCUUUGCUCCUCUCUCGAAUCCUAAAAAAGGAAGAAGCCAUGGAUCCAGCUGAGAUGAGGUACUUGGAAGAAGAGGAUGGUCCAAUGAUGAAGACAAUCAAAGGAAGUGUGACUGGUUUCGCUGCUGGGACUAUCUACGGAACCAUUUUAGCCACGUGGAAAGAUGUUCCGAGAGUGGAGAGAAACGUGGCUCUUCCUGGUCUCAUCAGGACGUUGAAGAUGAUGGGAACUCAUGGGCUUACUUUUGCUGCUAUUGGAGGAGUUUACAUCGGUGUGGAACAGGUGGUUCAGAGUUAUAGAGGAAAGAGAGAUUUUUUCAAUGGUGCUGUUGGUGGGUUUGUUGCUGGAGCUUCUGUACUUGGAUAUAGAGCAAGGAGCAUUCCCACAGCGAUAGCUGCAGGUGCAACGCUAGCAGUUACCUCUGCUUUGAUUGACUCUGGAGGUCAGACCACAAGAGUAGACAACGGUAGAGAGUAUUAUCCGUACACCCCUGUCGAGAAAACAGCUAAAGCUGAUGCCUGAUCUCUGUUUUGGCGACUGAAGUUAAUAAAGCUCUGCAUCUGCUUUAUCCAGGGCUCUUGAGAUCAUCUCUCUUCCCUGUCCUCUCUUUUUUUUUUUUUCUAUCUGGAGAUAUAAAAUCUUGAAACUCUUUUACUCUUUGUUUCAUCCUGUGUUUAUGGAGAUUGACUUACAUCUUUUGUCUGAACUUCCCCUUCAAUAAAAAAAUCAACUUUGUCUUCAAAAUGUUAAAAAAUGUUAGUUUCUAACUCUAAGCGAUCAAUUAUGUACUUGCGUUUGUUACUUCUAUCUGAAAAUCUACAUAUAA